Scylla paramamosain (green mud crab) is the source of this 1751-nucleotide messenger RNA. Its product is annotated as proteasome subunit beta type-7-like. Gene Ontology annotation, molecular function: threonine-type endopeptidase activity. Gene Ontology annotation, cellular component: proteasome core complex. Lineage: Eukaryota; Metazoa; Arthropoda; Malacostraca; Decapoda; Portunidae. The record is from RefSeq and is a predicted model, not a curated record. The transcript has 9 exons. The coding region runs from base 16 to 1428 and encodes 470 amino acids.
ACCACUGGGGCGGCGAUGGUACGGGAGGCUCCUCUAACUCCAAACACUCCUCCACUACCUCCAGGAACUUGUCCACUGUCACCAACUGCAUGGUGGCUUGGGUCUCUCGCCGCCACCGCGCCACCUGCAGGGUUUUUGCCUCCUGUGUCCUUUGGAGAGUCAGCUCAAGUCAAGAGACGGGAGACAGACAAGGGAGGCAGCAGUGUGAACAAUUUGCAACAAGGGAUGAUAAUGUCCCGGGGAUGGAGGGAACCUUGGGAUGUGUGCUGCAGUACGAGGAGCUGCUCACACACCACGAGGGCGGGGCGGGAGGAUGUUCUAGCCUCUGCGUUGUCAGACCCGAUAUGGCCGUCACCCAGGUUCGGGGUGUCCGGCAUCAGAGGCAGCCUGUGCAGGGCCACGCUGCCUCUCCUGUUUUUCAUGCUGUGUCUCGUCUGGCCUGGAAAAAGGGUGGUGGGCAUGGUAACCCCAUACCAUCGCCACACACAUCACCGUCAGCACCACACAGGUUUACACAAGCCGUCCCUAGCAGCGCUGGACCAGAGUUGUGUUUGUCAUUCCCGGGAGGUGUUGUAUAGCUGCCGCGCCGCUGACACUGAAACCAUGGUGGAGGAAAACGAGAGACCACAGGCUGGCUUCCAGUUCAGCAACUUUGGGAGAAAUGAAGCUUUGGUAGCCAGAGGGUUUCAGAUGCCAAAGUGCCGUAAGACUGGCACCACCAUUGCUGGCAUUGUCUUCAAGGAUGGCGUUGUCCUUGGAGCAGACACACGAGCCACUGAGGGGGACAUUGUGGCUGAUAAGAACUGCUGCAAGAUUCACUACUUGCAGCCAAACAUGUACUGCUGUGGAGCAGGUACGGCAGCUGACUUGGAGAUGACCACGCAGAUGAUGGCCAGUCAGCUGGAGCUCCACCGUCUUAACACAGGCCGCCAGGUGCCUGUCAUAGCUGCCAACACCAUGCUGAAGCAGAUGUUGUUCCGUUAUCAGGGCUAUGUUGGUGCUGCCCUGGUGCUUGGUGGUGUUGACAAAUACGGCUCCCACAUCUAUUCCAUUCACCCUCACGGCUCCACUGACCGCCUGCCCUACACCACCAUGGGCUCUGGCUCCUUGGCAGCCAUGUCAGUCUUUGAAGCUCGGUGGAAGCCUAACAUGGAGCUGGACGAAGCCAAGCAGCUGGUGAGGGAUGCCAUUGCAGGUGGUGUGUUCAAUGACCUGGGCUCUGGGUCCAAUAUUGACUUGUGUGUUAUCACCAAGGAUGGUGCCACAAUGACACGUCCCUAUGAUGUGGCUAACGUGAAGGGCCAGAGAGUUGGCAAGUAUGAGUACAAACGUGGGGUGACAGAAGUGCUCAACACUGUUGUGCGGCCCAUCGAGAUUGUGUCUGAGACAGUCAAGGUGGUGUCUGAGGAGGACAUGGAUACUGCUUAGCCACACUGGCCUCAUAUUCAAUAAUUACAGAUACUAUUUACAAGCUUAUUGUGUUAUUCACAUGGAAUGUGAAUUUGUUUAUUCAUUGUUCAGUAAGCCUGUGCCUAUAAUAACACUGAAGUAUUUAGAAUUUCGUCAUAUUUUGAACACACACUGCUGCAACUAUUUGGUAUGAAAGGUUUUAUCCUUAGAAAUUUUGUGAUCUAAAAAUGUUUAAUUAAGGAAAGAAGGGAGGAGCAGCUGCCAGUUACAUCUUCGUGGUUUUGUAGGAGAGGCACAGGUAAUCAGCUGUGUGUUUGAAUAAAGCUCUGUGAGAUUUGUAA